AUGUUUUUCAACAGGAUAAAGAAUCUUACCGGAUUAAAAUCAUUAAAUAUCGCAAGAAUGACUACUACAACUAUAAAGCCAAAAGUUUUAAGAAUAGGUGAAAUCGAUUUUGCUCACCAAAAGUGGAAGGAGUUAUCUGACGUAGUCGAAGUGGUUAAAUGUGAAUCAUCCAAUAGAGAGGAAUUUUUCAAAGAUUUAAAAACCAAAUACCUGGACAUAACAAAUAUCACUAGAUCGUUUGCUAGUAUUGAUCAAACAGGUAGAUUUGACGAAGAAUUAGUAAGCCAUUUGCCAGAAAGUGUUAAGGCCGUAAGUCAUUGCGGUGCAGGGUACGAUCAAAUAGAUGUCGAGCCAUUUUCCAAUAGAAAGAUACAAUUAUCAAAUGUCACUACUCCCGUUGAAGCUCCAACUGCUGAUGUCGCUGUCUUUUUAAUUUUGUCUACCUUAAGAAACUUUCAGGUAGGACAUGAUUUAACGGUGCAAGGAAAAUGGCCUAGUGGGGGGAAAUGCGCUGGUGCAGCAUUAGGACACGAACCUCUGAGCCAAACCGUUGGUAUCUUCGGCAUGGGUGGUAUUGGAAGAGCAAUUAGAGACAGAUUAAAGCCAUUUGGAUUCAAGAAAAUCAUCUAUCACAAUCGUAGUCAAUUAUCUCCUGAAUUGGAAGGGGGUGCAACUUACGUCACUUUCGAUCAAUUAUUGAGUGAGAGUGAUGUCAUUUGUAUUAGUAUUCCAUUAAAUGCCAAAACCAAGCAUUCUAUCAAUGGCGACACUAUCAGCCAAAUGAAGGAUGAUGUCGUUAUCGUCAACACUGCUAGAGGUGCCAUUAUCCACGAAGCCGAAUUGCUUCAAAGCUUGAAAUCCGGUAAAGUGGGUGCCUUUGGCUCCGACGUGUUUGAAUUUGAACCAGAAGUUUCCCAGGAAUUACUCGACUUACCUAAUGUAGUUAGUCUUCCACACAUGGGUACACAUACUUACGAAUCUAUUCAGAAUAUGGAAGAAUUUGUGAUCGCUAAUGUUUUCGACCAUUUGUACACUGGUAAAGUAAAGACCAUCGUUCCGGAACAAUACAACUUACAAUUCGAUGAAACCCCAUUGCUUAAAAAAGCAUCCGGCUGA
This is a messenger RNA of Debaryomyces hansenii CBS767, 1116 nucleotides long. RefSeq names its product D-mandelate dehydrogenase-like dehydrogenase. Gene Ontology annotation, cellular component: cytosol. The transcript has a single exon. The record is from RefSeq and is a predicted model, not a curated record. Bases 1 to 1116 code for a protein of 371 amino acids. Gene Ontology annotation, molecular function: glyoxylate reductase (NADPH) activity; hydroxypyruvate reductase [NAD(P)H] activity; NAD binding. Lineage: Eukaryota; Fungi; Ascomycota; Pichiomycetes; Serinales; Debaryomycetaceae.